Acomys russatus (golden spiny mouse) is the source of this 836-nucleotide messenger RNA. RefSeq names its product nudix hydrolase 4 (gene Nudt4). The transcript is spliced from 5 exons. Gene Ontology annotation, cellular component: nucleus; cytoplasm. NCBI's taxonomy places the organism in Eukaryota, Metazoa, Chordata, Mammalia, Rodentia, Muridae. Gene Ontology annotation, molecular function: diphosphoinositol-polyphosphate diphosphatase activity; bis(5'-adenosyl)-hexaphosphatase activity; bis(5'-adenosyl)-pentaphosphatase activity. The record is from RefSeq and is a predicted model, not a curated record. Gene Ontology annotation, biological process: diphosphoinositol polyphosphate metabolic process; diadenosine pentaphosphate catabolic process; adenosine 5'-(hexahydrogen pentaphosphate) catabolic process. Bases 48 to 590 code for a protein of 180 amino acids.
CCCCACGGUGGCGGCCGGAGCAGCGGCAGCCAGAGCCCGGCUCUAGGAUGAAGUUCAAGCCCAACCAGACGCGGACGUACGACCGCGAGGGCUUCAAGAAGCGGGCGGCCUGCCUGUGCUUCCGCAGCGAGCAGGAGGACGAGGUGUUGUUGGUGAGUAGCAGUCGGUACCCAGACCAGUGGAUUGUCCCAGGAGGAGGGAUGGAGCCAGAGGAGGAGCCUGGCGGUGCAGCUGUGAGAGAAGUGUAUGAGGAGGCUGGCGUCAAAGGAAAAUUAGGCAGACUCCUGGGAGUAUUUGAGCAGAAUCAAGACCGGAAGCACAGGACAUACGUUUAUGUCCUGACAGUCACUGAAAUACUGGAAGACUGGGAAGACUCUGUUAACAUAGGAAGGAAGAGAGAGUGGUUCAAAGUAGAAGAUGCAAUCAGAGUUCUUCAGUGCCAUAAGCCUGUCCACGCAGAGUAUCUGGAAAAACUGAAGCUGGGGUGUUCUCCAACCAAUGGAAAUUCCACUGCCCCAUCCCUCCCAGAUAACAAUGCCUUGUUUGUGACUACUGCACAGCCCCCUGGGGUGCCAUCCAGUAUAAGAUAGAGAGUUGGGGACCCCUCCCCCACCGUGUCAUGUCACAGAGAGGCUUUUUUACUUUUCUUGUAACACGCCUGACUGCUGCCGGCAAACUCUGAAUUUGCCAUGCAGGGAUUUCAAAUAAUUUGCAUGUAUUUCAGAUGCUUUCAAGUCUUUUAAAAUAAACAACAAAAUAGCAAAAGUAUUUUAAGACGCCAAAGCCAUGUGGAAUUUUUUAAAGCCUUAAUUGUAACCUUACCCUAUUUUUCUUUU